Phytophthora nicotianae INRA-310 is the source of this 1884-nucleotide messenger RNA. RefSeq lists its product as hypothetical. The record is from RefSeq and is a predicted model, not a curated record. The transcript has 6 exons. Bases 26 to 1714 code for a protein of 562 amino acids. Gene Ontology annotation, molecular function: metal ion binding. Lineage: Eukaryota; Oomycota; Peronosporomycetes; Peronosporales; Peronosporaceae.
GGUUACGUUUGGGCCUUUGUGCAAGAUGGAGCGAGCGCCCACCGCUAGCAGAAGCUCGAGGCCAGGCACACAGCAGCCGUUGCCAGGGAAUCCAAACUGGAGAAUCUCCUUCGGUUUCUGGACAGAGCUUGACGCGCUGUAUCACUCAUUUCCGCCACCGUCGAAGCCUCGCUGCCCGAGUUUGUCACUCGAUUGCGCCUCGGAGUGGAAAAAACGCCUAGUGGCCGAGGACAUUGAGCAAUUCCUGGGCAACCCAGCAGCAGCAGCUUGCCUCCGUGCAAUCACUAGUAAUUCAGAAACGGACACUGCACCAGCUUUCACUAACUUCAUUAUCAGCGGUGGACAUUCCACCGGCAAGGCCGCAUUUGCUGGUAUUCUCCGAAAAACUCUUCUAUCAGCAACACCAGAACAACCGUGUCGUUUCUCUUCGCUUAACGCUAGUGAAUUCGCUGACAAAGCUCUACAGGGGAAGUUGGAAGAAGCAGUCAGGCGUCUGGAUGCUUCGAAAACUGGAUCUCCAUCAUUUCUGAUAAUUGAACGAUUCGAAAGUAUUACUCCUAGCGUGCAACAGCACUUCUUCGCUCCGUUACUUGCAGAGGCAAAUCUAAAGAAAGUAUUUGUGAUUUUACUUGUACGUCCGGAUGUAAGCAAGCUUGCGGAGCAAAUAAAAACUCAAUCCAUGGCAGUACACCUGCGACCAUUGUCAGCUAACCUCAUCCGGACCAAGUUGCUGUUUAUUUGCCAGCAAGAACGGAUUGGGUACACACGUGAAGGGCUGGAAGAGCUUGCCAAGUUGUGCUCGUUCAAGUUGAUACCCUGCAUGGAGAAACUACACGAAGUGUUCCUCAAACAAUACUUUAUCAGCCAGGCCAACGUGAUUAAAAUCUGCCAGCCAACAUCCAGCGGAAGCUCAAAUUCACCUGCGGUACCACCAUUUCAGCUCUCUAUUCUUCGGAUGAGCGAACCUCUUCGUCGCUGCCCUAAGUGUACGCUAGUACCUCCGUGUUCGCAUAUCCCGCUAGAGAAACUGUUCUCCAAGAUCGACCAGACAAGGGCACUUUACCCGGAAAAUGGACGAAAACAACACACCGCAACCGCAGUCAUGACUGGCGACCCUGGCGGGUCUGGCCAUUCACCGAAUAGCAAUCCCCCAACUACAUCUGAACGACCAAUUUGCCCUUCAUUCAGACAGCGCGGCGUCUGCAUUAACGUUCAAAAAUUGGGGCGCUGUCAUUAUGCACACCCGUUGGAUCUCCACGUGAUUGAUACGGCAGCACUGGUGCCAAGAUGUAGAGCUCACACAUUACCACUCCCAUGUAUGCACUGCAGCAAUGCCGAGCAGAUCAAACUUGAUGUCCGAAAGGAGGCCACUACCUGUGAAAAUCUAAAACGUGACCUGUUGCGCAGUCGCCAAGCACUGGCAGAUCUAGAGACUCAACGCUACUUGUUUGUUCGAGAUCGAGGAAAGACUGCAAAGUGGGGCGGUGCGAAGAAAGCGGCGGACGAGCAACUGGCGAGGAUGGAUGCGGCGUUGAACUCCGCGAAAACCAGAAUCAAAGGCCUUGAGCAAGAUUUAAAUUUCCAUCAGGAGGAUCUUGCAAAAAUGCAAGACGCAGCAGCUUAUGGGCGUAGUAGAGGUCUCGGUAAGGGUCACGGGCGAAUUGAGCUCAAGCAGGAGAAGCAUCGAAAUAAAGCUGCUGUUGCAGCUGUCUAAAUUUUUAUGACAAUAAUCACCCUGCAUGGUUUGGUGAGUUGGAAGAUACAAACCGAACCUGUCGAGGAUCAGCGCCACCCCGCUGCUGCUGGAGCUGGCGCUGGGCUCGAGCAUCAGCACGCUUCUUCUGUUCUAAAGCCAAUGCGUCAGCAUAUUCGUGCAGUGGCAGG